AUAUAAAAAGUUAUCAGUGCGCGCACACACAAUAAUAUCCAGUGUAGGGUUAGGGUUAGGGUUUGGAUCGGGAGGGAGAUGGUGUCGUUGAAGCUACAGAAGAGGCUUGCCGCAAGCGUCCUCAAGUGCGGCAGAGGCAAGGUUUGGCUAGAUCCUAAUGAAGGAAAUGAGAUUUCAAUGGCGAAUUCACGCCAGAACAUCCGUAAGCUGGUCAAGGAUGGGUUUAUCAUCAGGAAACCCACCAAGAUUCACUCACGAUCCCGUGCUCGUCGCAUGAAGGAAGCUAAAAGAAAGGGGCGUCACUCUGGAUAUGGUAAACGUAAGGGUACACGGGAGGCAAGGUUGCCCACAAAGAUAUUGUGGAUGAGGAGAAUGAGAGUUUUGAGGCGGUUGCUCCGCAAGUACCGAGAGGCGAAGAAGAUUGACAAGCAUAUGUAUCAUGACAUGUACAUGAAGGUUAAGGGUAAUGUGUUUAAAAAUAAGCGUGUGCUCAUGGAAAGCAUUCACAAGUCAAAGGCUGAGAAGGCCCGUGAAAAGACACUCUCUGACCAGUUUGAGGCCAAGAGAGCCAAAAACAAGGCUAGCAGAGAAAGAAAGUUGGCACGAAGAGAAGAACGCUUUGCUCAGGGGCCUCAAGAGAAAGCACCAGCAGCAGCCCCGGCUGCUGCUCCAGCAGCACAGCCUGCACAGGCAUCAAAGAAAUCUAAGAAGUGAGGUCUGUAUGUUGGGAGAUGAAGAUUAUGUUGAUGUUUUGAUUAGCCAUGCAGUGUAGUUUUUUUUGACCUGUUUGUUCUUGUUUCCUUUAUAAAACAGUUUUACUUAUAACUGAUGUUGAUACUCAUUUGCUUGUUUGAUGUUGGUUAUACUACUUGUAGCCUUUGCACUA
Messenger RNA from Helianthus annuus (common sunflower), 886 nucleotides. Its product is annotated as 60S ribosomal protein L19-3. The record is from RefSeq and is a predicted model, not a curated record. The transcript has 5 exons. Gene Ontology annotation, molecular function: structural constituent of ribosome; RNA binding. Gene Ontology annotation, biological process: translation. Gene Ontology annotation, cellular component: ribosome; cytosolic large ribosomal subunit. NCBI's taxonomy places the organism in Eukaryota, Viridiplantae, Streptophyta, Magnoliopsida, Asterales, Asteraceae. Bases 79 to 714 code for a protein of 211 amino acids.